Scophthalmus maximus (turbot) is the source of this 2341-nucleotide messenger RNA. RefSeq names its product proteasome 26S subunit, non-ATPase 11b (gene psmd11b). Gene Ontology annotation, cellular component: proteasome regulatory particle, lid subcomplex. NCBI's taxonomy places the organism in Eukaryota, Metazoa, Chordata, Actinopteri, Pleuronectiformes, Scophthalmidae. The transcript has 13 exons. Gene Ontology annotation, biological process: ubiquitin-dependent protein catabolic process. Gene Ontology annotation, molecular function: structural molecule activity; protein binding. The coding region runs from base 54 to 1322 and encodes 422 amino acids. The record is from RefSeq and is a predicted model, not a curated record.
UAUACGUGGUCCUCACACGUCGCUUUCGUUCGGGCAGCCGAUGAAUAAGGAAGAUGGCGGCUGCAGCAGUGGUCGAGUUCCAGAGAGCGCAGUCUCUCAUUAGCACGGACCGCAACGCCUCCAUUGACAUUCUCCACUCUAUAGUGAGGAGAGAUGUCCAGGAGAACGAUGAGGAGGCCGUCAGGGUUAAAGAACAGAGCAUCCUGGAGCUGGGGACGCUCCUGGCCAAGACGGGACAGGCUGCAGAACUCGGGGGUCUGCUGAAAUUUGUGAGGCCUUUCCUGAUUUCCAUCAGCAAGGCCAAGGCGGCCCGGCUGGUCCGCUCUCUGCUGGACCUCUUCCUCGACAUGGAGGCGGCGACGGGGCAGGAGGUUGAGCUGUGUCUCGAAUGCAUCGACUGGGCCAAGGCCGAGAAGAGGACCUUCCUACGGCAGGCCCUGGAGACACGGCUGAUCUCACUCUAUUUUGACACCAAAAGAUACCAGGAGGCCUUGGCUCUUGGCACCCAGUUGCUCGGGGAGCUGAAAAAGAUGGACGACAAAGCUCUGCUGGUCGAGGUGCAGCUGCUUGAGAGCAAGACGUAUCACGCGCUCAGUAACCUGCCGAAGGCCCGCGCCGCUCUCACAUCAGCCAGGACCACCGCCAACGCCAUCUACUGCCCCCCCAAGCUCCAGGCAGCGCUGGACAUGCAGUCAGGAAUCAUCCACGCAGCAGAGGAGAAGGACUGGAAGACGGCCUACUCCUACUACUUCGAGGCCUUCGAGGGCUACGACUCCAUCGACCACCCCAGAGCCAUCACAUCACUCAAAUACAUGCUACUGUGCAAAAUUGUACUUAAAUUACCAGAGGAGGUUCAGUCCCUGAUCAGUGGUAAACUGGGCUUGCGACACGCCGGGCGACAGACAGAUGCACUGAAAUGUGUCGCCCAGGCCUGUAAGAACCGAUCAUUAGCAGACUUUGAAACGGCCCUAACAGAGUACAAAGCAGAACUGAGGGACGACCCGAUUAUCAACACUCACCUGGCGACGCUGUACGACAACCUGCUGGAACAAAACCUCAUCCGAGUCAUUGAACCGUUUUCCAGAGUACAGAUAGAACAUAUAUCGGGUCUAAUCAAACUGUCAAAGGGCGACGUCGAGAGGAAAUUAUCACAGAUGAUUCUGGACAAAAAGUUUCACGGAAUCCUCGACCAAGGAGAAGGCGUGUUGAUCAUAUUUGAAGAGCCGCCGGUGGACAAAACGUACGGCGCAGCCUUGGAAACCAUUCAGAACAUGAGCAAAGUCGUGGACUCACUUUACAACAAAGCCAAGAAGCUAACAUAGAGUAGAUGUCCACGGCAGUGCGAUGGAGGAACUGUGUGUUUGAUCGGAGUGUGUAACGUUUUAAGAAGGAGGGGGGGAUGAGAGAGAGAGAGAGCAGCAGCAGAAAGGUUCCACAUCCUGCAACAAACAGGAUUCCCCCUUCAAACCCCCUCCUCCCCCCUCAAUGGACAAUUUCAUCACUUUCUCUCGUUUUGUUUGUUUUGUUUCUCUCCUACCUGAUUUUGAUAUGUCUUCAGGAUUCUGUAUAACACUCAGCGGCCAAAUCAAGGCCAUCAGGGAAUAUUGUACAACCACAAUAAAAAAACUACAAAAAAAAAACAGAUUAAAAAGGUUUAAGAAUACAUAUAUGUUUAUAUCUGCUCUGAGGUUGACUCCACUGCAACCUCAAAGGUGCAACAUUGACCUCUGUGGCCUCAGACUCUGCUACCAACCAGUGUACGUAGACAUGAGGCUUCCUCCUUCCUGUCCACAUCUUUCAGAAGCACACUGUCAUGUUUUUGGAAGGUUUGGGAUUCUCCUUGGGAUACUGAGCUCUUUGGUCAGAGAGCUCCCUCUAGCUCUCCUAUUUUUCCUUCUUCCUCCUCAUCAUAUCAAUGCCAACACUUAUGUCCCCCCUCUGUAUUUCAGAUAUGUAUUAAACAUAUUGUUUUUUUUGCUUUUGUGUUAAGUAAAGUAAAGAACAUCAGAUGGUUGCCACAUGUCUGCCCCUCCUGCUUAAUGCGACUUUCUAGAACAGACCGGAUGCCAUUUCACCACGAGUGCCACUUUUUUUCGGCGCUUUCUGUUUUGCCUCAGUGUCUGGGUGCGAUAUGAAAUCGGAGGGCAGAGGUGAGGUGGAGACCGCCUCUUGAGUGUCUUGAGUUUCUUUUUUUUCCCCCCUGAGCGAGUAAUUCUCCAUUGUUAGUUAUUAGCACUAGUGUGGUCUGCUAGUAACCAAACAAUUUGUAUGGUUUUGAUUUUUUUUCUCUCUCUCUUCCUCUUAUAAAGACAUUUUCAAAAAUAAAUAUUUUGUAUUUUAA